This is a messenger RNA of Lactuca sativa (garden lettuce), 411 nucleotides long. NCBI's taxonomy places the organism in Eukaryota, Viridiplantae, Streptophyta, Magnoliopsida, Asterales, Asteraceae. The record is from RefSeq and is a predicted model, not a curated record.
AUGAUUAACUAUAAGCCUGCCUUCACACCUACAGAGUUGUCUUCCAAAUUUUAUGGAUCUAGCCCACCUGUUGUUGAUCCAACGUUAUAUAGGAGUCUUGCAGGUGCUCUUCAGUAUCUCACUUUCACUUGCCCAGAUAUCACUUAUGUCGUUCAACCGAUCUAUCUUUACAUGGAUGACCCUCUUGAACCCCAUUUCACUAUGCUCAAACGCAUUCUCAUAUAUGUUCUAAGUACUACGAACCAUGGUCUUCAGUUGUUCAGUUCUCCGUCUCGUGAUCUUAUUGCAUAUUCUGAUGCCGAUUGGGGUGGUUGUCCGGUUACUAGACGCUCAACAUCUGGUUACUAUGUCUUUCUUGGACACAAUAUUCUUUCAUGGUCUUCUAAACAUCAGUCAAUGAUCUCUCGAUAG